GUAGCUAUUGUUAGCCGAGGCACCGGCAGCUUAUCGCGCGCUCACUCCACCACCUACCUGUUGAAUAUUCACGUCAUCUGUUUCACGAGCGAGUGGAGGGGAGUGUGUGUGUGUGUGUGUGUGUGUGUGUGUGUGUGUGGGGGGAGGGGGGUUCUUUAACGAGGGACUGUCGAAGAACAAGAAAGUCAAAUCUGAGAGCUGUGGGCAGGUGAGGAAGGAAAGGAAGGAAGGAAGGAAGGAAGGAAGGAAAGGAAGGAAGGAAGGAAGGAAGGACGUAAAUAAAAGGACGCAGCGACCGUUGGUGCUUGGAACGCAACAGGUUAGCUACUUCAAUGUUAUAGCAACGGGCUCGGACUUUUUAGUUUCCACGUCGAAAAAAAACUUUAAAAAGCAACAAUAACAACACAGAAAAAUGCCGCUGGGACCGUGGAGGAAGAAAAACAAAUCGACGAAGGAGCAUUUGGUGGACAACGAGGAGGUCAGCGGCGGACACGCAGGUGCCGGGAGCUUGAGUAAAUCCGCCGUGAACGGAGCGGGGCUCCCGCCUCCUCCUGCCGACCUGCGGCCCAAGCUGGUCUUCCACACGCAGCUCGCCCACGGAAGCCCCACCGGCAGGAUCGAGGGAUUUAGUAACGUGAAGGAGUUGUACGCGAAAAUAGCGGAGGCGUUUAAUAUAAGCCCACCUGAGAUCCUGUUCUGCACCCUCAACACCCAUAAGAUCGACAUGGACAAGCUGUUGGGGGGUCAGAUCGGCUUGGAGGAUUUUAUCUUCGCUCACAUUAAAGGGCUCAAGAAGGAGGUGGAGGUUUAUAAAUCUGAAGAUGCUCUGGGCCUCACCAUCACCGACAACGGAGCAGGAUACGCUUUCAUAAAGCGUAUCAAAGAGGGCAGCGUUGUGGACGGGGUGAAGGUGAUCUGCGUGGGCGACCACGUGGAGUGCAUUAACGGACGUAACAUCGUCGGGACACGGCAUUACGAGGUCGCCCGCAUGCUUAAAGAGCUGCCCAAAGAAAAGUCCUUCACCCUCAAGCUGGUCGAGCCGAUGAAAGCCUUCGAAAUGCUCGAGCCCAGAUCAAAGGGUGCCAAACCUGCCAGUGACAACAAGAUCGGCACAGGGAGGGGGACUCUGAGACUUCGCGCCAAGGGCCCGGCUACUGUAGAGGAAGAGCCAACAGAAUUUGAGGAGAAGGCCGUAAAGAAAGUGGACGACCUCCUGGAGAGCUACAUGGGCAUCAGAGACACUGAACUUGCUGCCACGAUGGUCGAGGUCGGACGCGACAAGAAGAACCCGGAUGAAUUCGCCAUGGCGUUGGACGAGACCCUCGGAGACUUCGCCUUUCCCGACGAGUUUGUCUUUGACGUCUGGGGGGCCAUCGGAGACGCCAAGCAGGGAAGAUUUUGAGUUUGCUACUGCCUCACCCAAACACACACACACACACACACACACACACACACACCUCUUUAAUAUCCUCAGAAGCAAACUGGACAAACUUCCAACCAGCACAAACAGGGGGGGCGGAUGAAGUGUUCUUUAGGUGUAGCUUUGACUGUCUUAAAGCGCCGUCUUCAAGUCAAGUGGGUUUACAGAAGGAAUUUAAACAUGUCAGCGUUUCAGUGUCAUCUUGUAAAGAUAUCUAUGAAAUGUGGAAUGCAGUUUUCAACGCUGGACCUGCCAAGCGAGCGCCGGAGAGCUGGUGAAUAAUUCCAGAUGUUAUAAUAGUAAAAAAUCUAUUGCACAGCCUCUGCAGAGACGCGAUCGCAAACGAUGUAGCCGCACGACGCCGUUUCUUCUGCGAGAACAGCAAACGUAGUAGACAGUGGUCUUAUUACACUGGUUAUGAAAUGUGCACAACUUUUAAAUUAAAAAAAAAAAAACAAUCACUCAGUUUUAAUCACAAUUUAUAGCUGUGUCGUUUUAUUUUGAAUAUACAGAUUUAUCACACAGCUUUUUAUAGGCUUUUUUUUUAUAUGUGAAAAAGCGUUGCUGAUUUUACAGCGGCAGCAUUGUGUAAUUAGUGUUAUUAUAGUGAUCGUAGCAAUAUUUCUCUGUCAGGCAACCUUUAUUUCCCCUUCCCGUCUUUUAAAAUCCUUUAAAAUGACCUCACGGUGGAAAGACGGUGGAGCUUUUGGCCAUGUUCACAUCGCUAAUGUUCGUUUACUUUGUGAUUUUGUUUUUAUGUUUUCUUUAAAACUCUUCUGUGUCCUUCCACAUGUCAGCUUGAGCCUUUCGUACUUCUGGCAGAGACUGAGCAAUACAGAGGGGUUUUUUUAAUCUUUAAAUGCCUUUAGCAAAGUUUGACACACAUUCCACCAACAUUCCUUAUGUUUUAUCAUGUCGUUAUAGUCCGUUAGCACUGGUUACACGUCAUGAAAUCAGGCUUAUUUAGAAAAGCACGCUUGUUUUUUUUCCCUGUAAUUUAUUUUAUCAUGAAAAUCAUAUGCUGUACGACCUUUUUCACGCUGAGACGUGGCUCAGUAUGAAAGAAAUAAGCCAUUAUUUGAAGGCUGCGUCUGGAAUGGGAUCAAUUGCAAUCCAAUGUCUUAAAUAAAUGCACUCGCAUUAAUGCUAACUGCACUAUUUAAAAUCACUGUCAAACUGAAUUUAAAUAGCGACUUGAUUUGUGUCAUCUACUGAUGUUUAACUGUCUGCAGCAGUUGCAUAUUGUUUGACAAACCAUAAGGGAUCACUAUUGUUGGAUAGACAAUAAAAUUUGAUAUACUGUUAUUA
This is a messenger RNA of Dicentrarchus labrax (European seabass), 2728 nucleotides long. It is a transcript of the gene gipc2, whose product is annotated as GIPC PDZ domain containing family, member 2. The coding region runs from base 413 to 1402 and encodes 329 amino acids. Gene Ontology annotation, molecular function: protein binding. The transcript is spliced from 6 exons. The record is from RefSeq and is a predicted model, not a curated record. Lineage: Eukaryota; Metazoa; Chordata; Actinopteri; Moronidae.